CAGAGCGACUAUGUUCUGCCUGAUAGAGUUCUGUUGAUAUCUGACAGACAGGGGGAGAGCUGUGACUGGCUGUUAAGACUCAAUGACUCAUCAACAGGUAAACAGCUGAUUGAGCUCCAUGACACUUUCAUUUAUUUAUUUUGUGUAUUUCAGGUCCAUGCAGAUAAAGAGUCCUCUUUGCAUUCACUGACUUUAGACCCUUCAGGACUUUUCCUGUGUCAGGUCUUGUGGAUCAGGAUUAUGGGACCUCCGGUGAUUCAAGGGGCUCCAGCUGUACCAAAGAUGGGGGUCCGGGCUCGAGUGUCUGACUGGCCUCAAAGGAGGGAGGUCUGGGAUGCUCAGCCCCCCCCUAGAUAUGACAAUCUGGUCCAGAACUUCCUGAAAGGACCUCAACAGAGUAGAUUAGAGACCAGAUACCCCUUCUGGGAGCUCCUGAGUCACUCACCCAGCAGGAGGAUGAAGAGGAGUAACAGCGAGGGGACCAUCAGUGACAUCGAAGAUCUGGAUCCUACAGCCAUCAACCCGCACACACAAGCCAGUCUGAGUCGAGAGUAUGGCAGCACCUCGACUCUUGACCAACCUGGUCAGAGUGCACCGCCACCUCUCCCUGAACCUUCAUACCUCAAUGCCUUGCCAUCAUCCAGCCUGCAGACUGCAGCUCAGAUUGCCCGUGGGGAAAUGGUCUAUGUAGCAGGACACAGACCUCAGCAGACAGAGGCGUCCCUCUUUAGCAGACUGAGAAGUCCAAGAGGGGUCAGGGAUCAGCAGCAGGAGGUCAGGUUCAGUUUCUCUCAUUAUGACGUUCAGAGCAUCUUCUUCAACAUCAGCGAGUCUUCCGACCCCCAAACAAACCUCAGACACAGGAAGACCACCUCUACUGGUGCCUGGGCAGGGUCAUCACGGCAGGAAGCUGCUGAUCCCGCGGUGGACGUCACAGCAAACACGUUCAGGAGUGACGAAGAUGGCGGUCUGGUGCUCAGCUGUCCGUUCUUCAUUAACGAGACUGGAGGAGAACCAGAAAAUAAGCUGGGCCUGACCAGGGCCAACAGCACCCCAGGAACCCAGUCAGUGUUCAACAGAACCUGCUCCAACGCUGGCCUGUCUGUCUUGGAAGUCUGCAGUGAAAAUCUGUUCCCUCAAAACCUGGUGAAAAACUACGACAUCGAACACUUCGACCUCGGAGCCAAAUACUAUCUGAAAUACUUCUACAACAGAGAUCACCAGAAUUAUUUUGCCGUUGAUGAAAACUUUGGUCCGGUAGCUGUGAGUAUCAGACGAGAGAAACUGGAGCAUGAGAAGGAUGGGACGCAGUACAACUACAGGGUCAUCCUCAGGACCAGACAGGUAAACUGGUCCACUUCGGUCCACGUCAGUCCACUUCACUACUGAUACAGUUUGCUAUCAGCAGCCUCUAGUGGCCUUGAGACUUAGGGGCAUCAGCAGCUCAGUCUGUAGGG
Messenger RNA from Morone saxatilis (striped sea-bass), 1457 nucleotides. RefSeq names its product signal-induced proliferation-associated 1-like protein 2. Lineage: Eukaryota; Metazoa; Chordata; Actinopteri; Moronidae. The transcript has 2 exons. Gene Ontology annotation, molecular function: GTPase activator activity. Gene Ontology annotation, biological process: activation of GTPase activity; regulation of small GTPase mediated signal transduction. The record is from RefSeq and is a predicted model, not a curated record. Gene Ontology annotation, cellular component: cytoplasm. Bases 241 to 1389 code for a protein of 382 amino acids.